Micropterus salmoides (largemouth bass) is the source of this 1061-nucleotide messenger RNA. RefSeq names its product interferon gamma 1-like. Gene Ontology annotation, molecular function: type II interferon receptor binding. NCBI's taxonomy places the organism in Eukaryota, Metazoa, Chordata, Actinopteri, Centrarchiformes, Centrarchidae. Bases 97 to 663 code for a protein of 188 amino acids. The transcript has 4 exons. Gene Ontology annotation, biological process: immune response. Gene Ontology annotation, cellular component: extracellular region. The record is from RefSeq and is a predicted model, not a curated record.
ACUUCAUCAGACUCUGAAAUUACUCAGCCUUUCUUUGAGGAUCGUUUUUAUUACAGUACUGUCUACAGGAGUGCGUAUUAAAGUUCGCUGUUCAAUAUGUCUUCUUGCUGUGGUUCAGUCGGUCUACUGGUUCUACUGGGAGUUGCUUUGGCGUUUGGGAGACCUGCCGAUCACGUCCCUGAGGAGCUGAAACAACCCCACACGUUAAUCGCAAAUGUGCUGAAGUUGAUGGAGCCGGAGAUUGGCAGGGCUCCUCUCUUCAGUCAUGUCACCAGGAGCAUCAACACCUCUUGCCAGAGAAAAGUAGAUAUACAGGUGAUGAAUGUCACUCUGGACAUCUACACGCGCAUCUUCUCCAGCAUCCUGAAGCACAGCCACAAUGAGCACGACGGGAAGCCGGUUCUGCUGGCCAGUGUGCCUGUUACUGAAAAGCAGGAGCUGCAAAAGGCUCUGAACAAGCUCAAGCACAACAUGGAGCAGCUGAAGAGCGAACUGGGCCACCUGAACCAAAACAAAGAGGAUGUGCUGAGCGAGCUGUACAAAAUAGAUGUGGACGAUCCCGAGGUUCAGAAAAAGGCUCUGGCUGAGUACAAAGAGAUCUACCAGGAAGCAGCUGUGAUCUCCCACAGAUGUAAACCCGCCCACUCUUCUUCUGCUGAAUGAUGACAAAACAUUGCGAUUAUCAAUAGCUAUGCAAAAAAAAAGGAAAAAAAAAGAAAGAGGUGCUGGAAAUUGCUCUUCCUCUCAUUUGCAUAAUCUAAUAAUGUUGUAUCUUGAUUUAAAACCGUAGAUUUUGUUUUUCAUAUUUUGUGUUUUUAUUUAUAACUUAAGUUGUUAGAGGUUCCUACAACAACACCUUCCAUGUUCAAUCACACUUUUACAGUUCAGCAUAUUUAUUUUGUUAAUUUAAGUCAUUUCUCAUUUUCAGUCACUUAACUUAAGUAUUUUUGCCAUAAUUAAUGUAUUUUAUUUAUGAUUAAUUUAACAUAAGUUAUUUUUAUUGAUGUCAUUGCUUGUUUGUAUGAAAGUAAAAAUCAGCACCAAAUAAAAGCUUAAUUUUC